AUGUCCAAUAAGCCUGUUGCUCUUAUCGUCGGCGCCUCUAGAGGCAUCGGUCGUCAAGUCGCCGUUGAUCUCGCCCGCAAUGGCUAUGCCGUCGUUGUCGCCGCAAAGACCAUCAGCGACCCUUCUAACUUACCAAAUCCUUUCCCUCCAAAUCCAAACUCGUCCGCUUCUACCAUCACUACUGUUGCUCGUGAGAUCACAUCUGCCGGAGGUGAUGCUACAGCUAUUCAAGUCGACGUUCGGUAUCCAGACAGUAUUGACUCUCUUAUAUCGCAGACCAUCUCUACCUACGGCCGUCUAGAUGUCCUCGUCUACAACUCAGGCGCCAUCUUCUGGGCCCCCGUCUCAUCUACACCCGUCAAACGCUUCCAGCUCAUGCAACGCGUCAACCCAGAGGGACUCUACGCAACAAUCCAAGCUACGCUCCCUCAUCUCCCUCCCAUGGGCCGAAUCGUUGUUGUAAGCCCACCCAUCUAUAGCCGCUUCUUCCGGGGCAAGACUGCAUAUGCCAUGGGUAAGAUUGGUAUGAGCGUCUUGACCAAAGGUCUAGCCAUGGACUUUGAGCGCGAAGGGAAGAAGAACAUGGCCAUCACGAGUAUAUGGCCAGCUGUUGCCAUCGAGUCUGCUGCUACAGAAAAGUUCACGCGCAAGAACCCAGAAGAAGCCAAUGACUUACGCAAAGCAACCGUCUUCUCCGACGCCAUUCUUGCAAUUCUCCAGGCUCCUCCCACCGCGGUAAAUGGCGAGCUUCUCCUGGAUGAAGAUUUCCUCCGUGAACACGCGGGCGUAAAAGAUUUUUCCAAAUACAACGUCAUCCCAGGCACUUCACCGCGGAGGAUCAUGCCACAGACUCUCCCAGACUUGACGGUGGCCGAGCAGGCAGACGAGGGCAAGAGAUACGACAGCACCAAGAGUAAAUCCAAGCUGUAA
Molecule: messenger RNA, 930 nt
Organism: Fusarium sp. VM40
Lineage: Eukaryota; Fungi; Ascomycota; Sordariomycetes; Hypocreales; Nectriaceae
Source: the annotation of a GenBank genome assembly